Molecule: messenger RNA, 1555 nt
Organism: Anopheles aquasalis
Lineage: Eukaryota; Metazoa; Arthropoda; Insecta; Diptera; Culicidae
Source: RefSeq, a predicted model, not a curated record
AUACACAGGAGCCGCGCGUUGUAAGUGGAUGGUAAAUAAGGACGAACCUGUGCGCCAGGGGAACGAUGUCGAUAACCAAGACUUCGCAGGGUUUUGCUUGCGAUCCGGCAACGGAAGAACCACAGCCGGGAUCGUUGGAAUGGGCAAACUAUGUUCGGGCCAAAUGGCACCAAUCGGCGGUUGGUGUAGAGGGUCACGACGAGCUUCCCGACGAUGACGACGGAGACGAGAGCUUGGAAGCUACGGAUGAAGCGACAGAAGAUGAGUACGCCAACAGCCAACACCUUGAAAUCAAAGAGCAAAUGUACCAGGACAAGCUUGCGAGUCUGAAGAAACAAAUACAGGAGGUGCGCUGCCGUUCUCACCCGGAGUACGUACGACGUGUGCGCCGCCUGCAGGAAGAACUCGAUGAUCGGCUGUUGUUAAACGAGUGCUCCCGGGACUACCAGAUAAGCUGUGCCGAGCGGGACUGCAUACUAGAGAAGAACGCGGCGGCCAAGGAGUACGAGGAGAAGAAGGCCGAGCUAAAGGAGAACCUGGUGAACGAUCUGGAGGAUCGGAAGAAGAUGAUCGAGCUCGAAUUUUCGACCAUGGAGCUGAACGGCGAUUCGAUCGACGUGAAGCCGACCGUGACGCGGAAGUUGCGGCGCCGCCCCAAUGAACCGCUGCCGGUGCCAGAGAAGCGCCGCAAGCCAACCACCGGCCAGCUUGUCUUUCUGCUUGACGAGAAGGAGGUGGAGAACGAUUUGAAGCUGAUAUCGCGCGGCAAACCUGGCCCAUCAGCCCGGGCGCAGCAGGCCGCGAACGGUGGUGCGCCUGGCAGUAACCUGUCGGCGGCCACCAGUAACAGUGCGGCCGGCUAUUCAAGCUCCGCUUCGUCCGCUGUCGUGGGUGUCGGUGCUUUGGAGCACAAUGGAGCAGCUUCUUACAGUAGCAGCAGCAACAGUAGCAAUGGUGGUCCACUAAACCUAUCCCAACAUCCGUCGCAUUUGUCUGCCACCGGCAACCAGCAGCAUCAGCAGCAACAACAGACGCUUCCCGACACACGUAUCGAGGACGGAAAGCUGUUACACGAGCGUCGCUGGUUCCACCGUGGGCAGCCAGUCUUUGUCGAGGGCAAGGAACUGUCGCGCUUCUCCGCCAAUAUAUCCGCCAUCGGUAGCGAGGCAAUUUGGGUGAAAAAAACUGCCGACGGUCAAAAGUUUCGCAUCUUUCUCUCGCAUCUGCGCCGCGGCAAGGUGGCCAUCAAGCGUAGGGCGAACUAGAUUCUAUUGUUCUCGCGGAGUCGGAGACAUGAACAAAUGAAGUACGCGGUGUUUUUUUUUAUGAAAGCGAUCUAUCAAGAAAUAUCGCAUAUAUGAAGUCAUCACAUCCGUGUUUGAUGUGCUUUUUGAUCUUAAAGUAUUUUUUUUUUUACUUUACAUCCCCUACUUCCAUUCUUUACGGAGUAGGUGUAUGUUUUCAACAAUUAAGGCAAGAACUGCUUCUCACUAGAUUAGGAAUUGUGAGAUAAAUACAGAAUUGUGAAGAAAUACAUAUUUUUCCUCUUAAAUAA